UUGCAGCAUUUGAUUUGUUUAAAAUUAUGAUUUCUAGAAAAUUGUAUAUCACGAGCUGAUUGAAAUAUAAGAAGCACCCUAAUGAGUUUGUAGAUUUCCGCUCGAACAUCAUCUGCUCUUGAAUUAUUAUAGGUUUCUAAAUAUUUAGUAGUGAAAUUUGCUUGCUGUGAUUGUUUAAAAGUUGAAAUGUCGCGCUAAAGAAAAAUUUUAAAGCAUUAAUAUGUUCGGCAGAAGGCUUUUCACAUACUUUUCACUCUGGCUCUUAUGCAGUUCAAAUCUUGCACUGGCCUUGGCCGCCACCACUACAGCAACAACAACUGCCAGCAGUGCCAACGCCACCGAUUUAAUGCAUUUAUUGUUGGCACACAUACUGGCAGAGGCGGAUGCAGCAAGGAAUUUUGUGAUUGCACCACAGGAAAUGCUGGAAUUGUACCUGCAACUGCAUGGCACGGACAAAGAAAUCGCCACUGCAGCCGCCACACAGCACGAUGCCGCAAGCAAUGAAGUCACCAGCGCCAAUGACAGCGGUAUGCAGCAGUUCGAAGAGUUUUUCCACAUCACAGGCAGUCCGAUUUUGGUGAACAACACGCUAUAUGCCGAUGUCUACAAUGCACAAAGAUUCACACGGAAAUUGAAAAAUCUGCAAUUUGUGCUGCACGAGGAGAGUGACGAAGAGAGCGGGGCGCAUAACAAAAGCUUGGACAACACCAGCAUUGAAGAUGGCGACAAAGGCCGCAAAAUCGAUAAUAAUGAUGCGGCAGUGGCAAGAAACAGUCAAGCGUCUAACAGCAAUAGCAAGCACAACAACAACAAGAGCGACAAAGACAGUGGAUGCAGCAAACGCAACGAACUAAUCAGUGUGGUGCGCAUAAAUUCACGCUGGGCGCACAACUUCCAAAAGCGUGACACACACAAGCGCCAAUUCUACAUGCCACAAACGCACACACACGCCUACCUAAACGCCAUGCGCAAAGACGACAUCUUCCUUUAUGGUGAAUUGCCGCAAUUGAAUGCCAGCGCCUUAGAGCUGUCCUUGCAGCGGCAGCAAUUGAAAAUGCUCAUCAUAUUACCACAUGCAAAGAAUGGUUUGCCACAACUGCUGCAGCGUCUAAGUGCCAAUGUGACAUUGCUCGAUGACUUGUGUGGCCUGACAGGCGACACGCCGGACUUAGGCGACGCACAACAGCAACAGCAGACAGCAACUACAAGCGCAGCUGGUCGCCUACGCCGCCAUUUGGAGUCGACUUUGGUGCGCGUUUUCUUGCCACAAUUCAAAUUCUCACAACGCACUAAUUUGGACGGCGCUUUCAAGCAGCUACUAAAUGCCACAGCAAAUGUGGACCUGCAUUGGCCCAGCGCCUGGCAGGUGACACAGGAGGCGCAUUUUGCCGUGAGUGAGGAUGGCAUUGGUGAGCUGCAGGAAUCGAUGGUGUUGUUCUGGAACGCCUUUUCGUCGUUGCGCUCUAAACCAUUGAUGUACUGUGUCGAUCAUCCGUUCUUCUUCAUCAUAUACAAUCGAAGGGGCAUACAGUUGUUGGGACAUUUGGCGCAACUGCAUGAAUGAUGUAAUAGUGCUGCAGUGUAUUUUGAAUUCAGUCAAUAUCUAUAUACAUAUUUAUAUAUACGUACAUAUGCACGCAGUGCGUAGUAAAUAAAACAAGAGAGGUGAUCAUACAAAUAGCGCGUAAAUAAUAAAUUUGUGAUUUUUUAUGCUAAAAUAUUAGAAAAAUCUUCAAAUUUUCUAGUUCAAUUUAUUAAUAAAAACAAGAAAAAUCCUCAAUUUCGGUUGCACCGAUGCUUUUAUACCCUUAACAAAUAUACAAAGUUUUCCAUACAAGAAUUUAGGCUAUAGUUUUUCGAUCAGACCAACUGUUCGGAGAUUGCAUAAUUGCCUUAAAUAUUAAACCA
This is a messenger RNA of Bactrocera oleae (olive fruit fly), 1908 nucleotides long. RefSeq names its product serpin B4. The record is from RefSeq and is a predicted model, not a curated record. NCBI's taxonomy places the organism in Eukaryota, Metazoa, Arthropoda, Insecta, Diptera, Tephritidae. Gene Ontology annotation, molecular function: serine-type endopeptidase inhibitor activity.